This is a messenger RNA of Prionailurus viverrinus (fishing cat), 2982 nucleotides long. RefSeq names its product MAS related GPR family member F (gene MRGPRF). The transcript is spliced from 4 exons. The record is from RefSeq and is a predicted model, not a curated record. NCBI's taxonomy places the organism in Eukaryota, Metazoa, Chordata, Mammalia, Carnivora, Felidae. The coding region runs from base 661 to 2103 and encodes 480 amino acids. Gene Ontology annotation, biological process: G protein-coupled receptor signaling pathway. Gene Ontology annotation, cellular component: membrane. Gene Ontology annotation, molecular function: G protein-coupled receptor activity.
GCGCUCUGCACGCACACGCACGCAGACUCGCCCGCUGAUCGUCGAGCACCAGGGCCCCCACCCCGCGUACAGCCACCUGGGGCACUGGCGCCAGCAGGCACUGUCACGGCAGGCCACACCCAGACCCACCUGCCGGGCGCACAAGCGCUUGCCCACAACACACACAGCCACUCUGCCCAAGGGCCUGGGGCAGAAGGGCGCUGUGGGGGGCGGGGGCCCGGAAGGGAGCAGGGCCGCCGGCGGGCCAGGGGUCUGAUGCCCGCGCUGUUCUCCUGUUCUCCGCGCAUCCCCCCGGGCCGGGGCUCGGGGCUCGAGAGGACCAAGCGUUAAAGAGGGUGCAGGCAGCGCGCGGACGGCCCCCCUUCCCGGCCAACGACCGGCGCGCCUGGCUCGGCCCGCCCCAGCCUUCCCCAGGCCUGCCGCGUCGGGGAAGGAAUUCUGGGGGAGGCCGCCGAGCAGCAGCAUUCCUCGCACGGGGAGGGGGGUGCCGGCGGCCUGCGGCUCAGCCUCAGUUUCCCCACCUGCACGGGGGGAGGGACGGGUGCUUGCCUGCUGGAGCAGAGCUCAGGUUGGGGGACAGGAGACCGUUCGAAGCGGCACCUGGGGCAGACGGACCAAUGCUCUGCCUGGCCAGCGGGGAGCAGCCUCUCCCAGGCGGGGAUGUCCACCCCGCCACCCCCAGAGCCGUCCUGGCUGGCUCCCUCCAGCUGCUCCAGCCCCUCUAGUCUCAAGCACGCACAAAAUCUCCGAACUUGCUGUUGUCACAUGCACCCCGGGCAGGGGACCUCACCUCCCGGAGCCCUGGAGUGCCCCUCAUGGGGGAGCAAUGCUACCUGCUCCGUAACGGGGAAUGAAGACCAAAAGCGAUGGUGGCCAUUGGGUUGGCUGCCACCGACUGCCGGGGGGACCCCUGUGCCACCACCGUGGGCCGGCAGAAAGGAGGAGCCCAGGAAUGGCCCUGCCCGGAGGGAGCCACGUGCUGGCUUGUCAGCCUUUUCCUCUAAGGGGAGGUGUGCGGGGCCGCGAGCCAUGAGCGGAGCCGUGAGGAGUCUGGACUCGCCGGGCCUGGAGAUGGUGGGAAACUGUUCCUGGGAGGCCCAUCCCGGGGACAGGAACAAGAUGUGUCCCGGCGUGAGCGAGGCCCCGGCGCUCUACGGCCGUGGCUUCCUGACCAUCGAGCAGAUCGCCACGCCGCCACCGCCGGCCGUCAUGGACUACAUCUUCCUGCUCCUGUGUCUGUGCGGCCUGGUGGGCAACGGGCUGGUCCUGUGGUUUUUCGGCUUCUCCAUCAAGAGGAGCCCCUUCUCCGUCUACUUCCUGCACCUGGCCGGCGCUGACGCCGGCUACCUCUGCAGCAAGACCGUGCUCUCCGUCCUGAACACGGGCGGCUUCCUGGGCACGUUCGCCGCCUACGUCCGCGCCGUGUGCAGGGUCGCGGGGCUCUGCAUGUUUGUCGCCGGCGUGAGCCUCCUGCCGGCCAUCAGCUCGGAGCGCUGCCUGUCGGUCGUCUUCCCCGCCUGGUUCUGGCGCCGUCGGCCCAAGCGCCUGUCGGCCGUGGUGUGCGCCCUGCUCUGGGCCCUGUCGCUCCUGGUCACCACCGUCCACAACUACUUCUGCGUGUUCCUGGGCCACCGAGCGUCCGGCGUGGGCUGCAGGCACAUGGACGCCUUCCUGGGCAUCCUGCUUUUCCUGGUCUUCUGCCCGCUCAUGGUGCUGCCCUGCCUGGUGCUCAUCCUGCACACGGAGUGCAGGGCCCGGAGGCGCCAGCGCUCCGCGAAGCUCAGCCACGUCGUCCUGGCCAUGGUUUCGGUGUUCCUCGUGUCCUCCAUCUACCUGGGGGUCGACUGGUUCCUCUUUUGGGUCUUCCAGAUCCCGGCCCCCUUCCCCGAGUAUGUCACCGACCUGUGCAUCUGCAUCAACAGCAGUGCCAAGCCGGUCGUGUACUUCCUGGCCGGGAGGGACAAGUCACAGCGGCUGUGGGAGCCUCUCAGGGUGGUCUUCCAGCGGGCCCUGCGAGACGGCGCCGAGCUGGGGGAGGCCGGGGGCGGCACGCCCAACACGGUCACCAUGGAGAUGCAGUGCCCCUCUGGGAACGCCUCCUGAGAGGCCAGCGCCCGGGGUGGGGGGAGGCAGGGACCACGGCCUCCAGAGACCUUCUGCCGCAGGACGGGAGCUCGGCCACCGCCCCGGGGCCCAAGUGCAAGGAGAAAAGUCGCUUCCUGCCCUCGCGCCUCCUUCCCCGCGGGCUGGAGGCUCUAGGGGCCACCGGGAGACUGAGAAGCCACCUGCAAACGGGCCCCGACAGACCCCCCCCCCCACCCAGACAUUGUCCUCGGCGCCCAGAGGCCUACUGUAUGGAAGUCACCCCGGGCCGGUCAAGGGGAGGCGGGGGGUCAUCCAGGCCCAUCCGCCUCCUGCCCCUUUGAAUCUGCCCUCCUUGAAAACGACACAGCCAGCACGGUCGCCCCCGGGGUCAGCAGCUGCGCCCCCGCUAGGGCACCUGUUCUCUCCAUUCCAUCCAGUCCAAGCAAUGUUGGGGAGCCGACCUGAGCGCAAUGGUGCUACCUGGGAGAAGGUUCUGGUUAACCUGCCUUGGAGUUCGGUCUUUCUGCACACAACGCCCCAGCCCCCGUCCAGGAAUCCUUUGGGGACUUUAAUGGGGGCAGAGGGGGGGUGGUUUCCGGUCAUGGCAAGCAGCCUGCCGGGACGGAGCUCGGGCCAGCGUGGGCAGAUCACUCCCUUCUCGGACUCCAUGAGGCCAGCCCCGGGACCCCCUCCGGAGCGCAGGCUGCCAUGUGCCUGGUCCUCGGGGCUCGGCAGACCGGCCAGCAGCCUCUGGGCUCCAGCCCCCGCCUGGGAGCAGGCGCUGGCUCGACCCGGCCACCCCAGCCCACCUGCAAGCACAGUGGCCCUGUGCAGCCCAUGCAAGUUUUAUGGAAGCCAAUAAAUGUGUAUCAAUAAACAUUUUAUAUCGUGCACUGA